Messenger RNA from Brassicogethes aeneus, 828 nucleotides. Lineage: Eukaryota; Metazoa; Arthropoda; Insecta; Coleoptera; Nitidulidae. The record is from the annotation of a GenBank genome assembly.
UCAUGUUUGUCAUUUAAAAUUCAUAAAAUUUCAUUUAAUACAUUUCACUCAUCAAAAUUAUAAGUAAUAAAAAACAUAAAAAUGUCAGAGGAUAAAAAAGAAGAUAAGAAAAAGAAGGGAGAAGCUAAUAAGAAUCCAAAUUGCAGUGUAACAAUAGGUCCAGGGCCAAACAAAUAUGAGCUUCCCCCUGUUAUUGGAGCAAUUCACAAAAAACCCAAAAAACAUGAUUUUACGAGAUACCAAAAUCCUGCUUGGUCAAUGCAACCUAGACGAUACGUAGGAAGCAAAUUUAAAACUCCUUCCCCUGGAGAUAUUGGUAACCUGCAUAGAAUAAAUCCCCCAGCAUAUACUAUUAAAAGUAGACAUCCCCCACUCAAAAGGCCCAUCGAUCCUGCUUUGAUAAAUCUAAGGGACACAGAUAAACCAAGAGCUCCAAUCUGGACACUACAUUUAAAACCUAAAGAUGGAAAAGGAUUUCAAACUCCAGGUCCCUCCAUGCUCCCUUCUACUUUAAAUAUAAAACAUUAUACAUUAAAAGGCCGUUAUCCUGGAAAGCAAACACAAAGCCCGCCUCUUUACGAUCCCGUGGAACUAAAUAUUUACAAAAACAAAAAACCAGCAUACAGUAUAAGACCCAGGAUUCAGGGACCAAAACCAAAACCGACUCCAGGUCCUGGAGACAUCAAUGAUUGCUUUUGCAACAAAAAUCGUGGAUUCCAAUUUGGUUUAAGAACAUGCACUAAACCGUAUAUUACAAAAGAUGAUGAAAUGCCUUGCCAAGAUAUUGAAUAUUAUUAAUGUAUUAAUUUUCUCUAUAUAAACUUUGAC